AAGUGGAAGGAGGGGAAGAGAGAGAGAGAGAGAGAGAGAGAGAGUGAUGGUGUGGAGGCAGCAUAGAGAAGUAGAAGCAGACUCGGUAUUCGGUGGGCGCCUGAGUUUUUGAACAUAUGGAAAGUCUCGAAGCUUAGGGCAGACAAAGCCAAAUGCCAACAGGGUCCAAGAAAAAACCAUUGGGUUGGCGUUGAAAAUAGUGCACACAAGUCUAGACACCCAAAUAUUUUUCCCACAUCAUAUCACGAAAAUACCAUAUAUUUUUUCCGCAUAAAAACCCCUUCCAAGUAAUCUAUAAAGACGAUGCGGAAAUUCGUGGGUGGCAUUCUCACUAGCCUUAUCAGCCGUUCCUUUCAGCUCCAGAAGCAUCACCGUUCUCUCUCUUCUUCUCACUCGCGUUUCUUGUCGUCUACUCCUCUUCUUCUUCGUCGUUCUGUUUCUUCCAUGGCUGACUCUCCUUCUUCUUCCCUUCCUGUCACUCUUGACACCAUCAAUCCCAAGGUUGUGAAAUGUGAGUACGCUGUUCGAGGUGAAAUUGUCACCCUUGCCCAGAGGUUACAAGAAGAAUUACAAGCAAAGUCAGGUUCUCACCCCUUUGAUGAGAUACUUUACUGCAAUAUUGGAAAUCCGCAGUCUCUUGGUCAGCAGCCAAUAACUUUUUUCCGAGAGGUUCUGGCAUUAUGUGACCAUCCAAUCAUCUUGGACAAAAGCGAAACACAGGGUCUAUUCAGUGCGGAUUCAAUAGAGAGAGCUUGGCAGAUUCUAGAUCAGAUUCCUGGAAGAGCAACUGGUGCUUAUAGUCACAGUCAGGGGACCAAGGGGUUACGUGAUACAAUUGCUGCUGGAAUUGAAGCCCGUGAUGGUUAUCCGGCUAAUUCAAAUGAUAUUUUCUUGACAGAUGGUGCAAGCCCAGCGGUCCAUAUGAUGAUGCAAUUGCUGAUAUGUUCUGGGAAGGAUGGAAUACUUUGCCCCAUUCCUCAGUACCCUUUGUACUCUGCUUCAAUCACUCUCCAUGGUGGUACUCUGGUUCCUUACUAUCUUGACGAGUCAGCAGGGUGGGGAUUGGAGAUUUCUGAGCUUAAGAAGCAACUGGAGGAAGCCAAGUCCAAGGGUGUAGAUGUAAGGGCCUUGGUUGUUAUAAAUCCGGGCAACCCAACUGGGCAGGUUCUUGCUGAAGACAACCAGAGGCAAAUUGUGGAAUUUUGCAAGAAAGAAGGUCUUGUUUUGUUGGCAGAUGAGGUAUAUCAGGAAAAUGUAUAUGUUCCUGAUAAAAAAUUCCAUUCAUUCAAAAAGAUUUCCCGGUCUAUGGGGUAUGGUGAGAGUGAUUUGUCCUUGGUGUCAUUUCAGUCAGUGUCUAAAGGAUACCAUGGGGAGUGUGGAAAGAGAGGAGGCUACAUGGAGGUCACUGGGUUCACUGCUGAUAUAAGGGAACAAAUUUACAAAAUGGCGUCUGUAAAUCUUUGUUCUAAUAUAUCUGGUCAAAUUCUUGCAAGCCUGGUCAUGAGUCCACCAAAGGUUGGAGAUGAAUCUUAUGAAUCAUAUUCUGCAGAGAGAGAAGGAAUUCUGUCAUCCCUAGCAAUACGUGCGAAGGCACUGGAAGAUGCAUUCAACAACUUAGAAGGUGUAACAUGCAACAAAGCUGAAGGGGCAAUGUAUCUCUUCCCCCGUAUUGAGCUGCCCCAAAAGGCAAUUAAGGCAGCAGAGGCUGCAAACAAAGCACCGGAUGCAUUCUAUUGUAUCCAGCUUCUCAAUGCCACUGGUAUUGUUGUUGUUCCCGGUUCUGGCUUUGGACAGGUUCCAGGCACCUGGCAUUUUAGGUGUACGAUAUUACCCCAAGAGGAUAAGAUUCCGGCAAUCGUCAAUAGGUUGACAGACUUCCAUAAAGGAUUCAUGGACACAUAUCGCAACUGAGAAUUCUCACUUAGUUUUUGAGUUCCAGUUCAUAAUAAGGCCUAAGCCAUUCAUAUACUCAAGACCGUUAGUCCUUGCUCUUUCUUUUCCUUUUGAAGGAAAACAUGAUUUGGUUACAAAUAUGCGGAACCCUUUUUUUUUUUUUUUUUUUUUUAAAAGAGGAAUUGAUAAUAGUUCUUUUUUUUUUUUUUUUUUUUUGGGUUUAUGCUUAGCUUGAUAUGGGUAUAUGAGAUUGAGGCUCCAGGAGUAUACUUUUGUUAGCUUAUUAAUUAGCGGCCUAUAGUCCGGAAAUUACAGAGCUCUUUUCUUGUUGAACCAUUAAAACCUCUGAACCAAAACUUUGUAAGAAAGUUACAUCAAUGAAAAAAAUUUAAUCUUCUAUGCACUCAAAA
Ziziphus jujuba (common jujube) is the source of this 2303-nucleotide messenger RNA. RefSeq names its product alanine aminotransferase 2. The coding region runs from base 304 to 1911 and encodes 535 amino acids. Gene Ontology annotation, molecular function: pyridoxal phosphate binding; L-alanine:2-oxoglutarate transaminase activity. Gene Ontology annotation, biological process: biosynthetic process. Lineage: Eukaryota; Viridiplantae; Streptophyta; Magnoliopsida; Rosales; Rhamnaceae. The record is from RefSeq and is a predicted model, not a curated record. The transcript is spliced from 15 exons.